AUGUCGUCUUCAGACUCAGCAACACGUUCGCUGCCCGUCCUCAGCCUGCGCGCAGCAGAGAUAGCCUCGGCAGCUGCCCAGAAAAAGGCACAGGAAAUAGGCAUUGACUUCAACAUUGCCAUUGUAGACGCCACAUUAAACCUCCUGCACUUUGUGCGCCAACCUACGGCAAAACUAACCUCGAUCAACAUUUCCAUCGACAAAGCCUUCACUGCAGCCGGCCACAAACAACCCACCUCUGCAUACAAGAACCCCAAUUUCUUGCCUGGAGGCCCGGCAUAUGGUAUCCAUAACUCUAAUGGUGGUAGGUUUAUGUUGAUUGGGGGUGGUGUGCCUAUUGUUAUCGAUGGGCAGGUCGUGGGUGCUGUGGGUGUUAGUACGGGGACACCGGCGCAGGAUGAGCAGGUUGCGACGGCGGGAGUUAAGGCAGUUGAGGAGUGGGUCAAGAAGAGACAGGGACCUAAAUUGUAG
Molecule: messenger RNA, 471 nt
Organism: Aureobasidium melanogenum CBS 110374
Lineage: Eukaryota; Fungi; Ascomycota; Dothideomycetes; Dothideales; Saccotheciaceae
Product: DUF336-domain-containing protein
Exons: 2
Coding region: 1-471 (156 amino acids)
Source: RefSeq, a predicted model, not a curated record